This is a messenger RNA of Hevea brasiliensis (rubber tree), 1787 nucleotides long. Its product is annotated as aldehyde dehydrogenase family 3 member F1. Gene Ontology annotation, cellular component: cytoplasm. Gene Ontology annotation, biological process: aldehyde metabolic process. The transcript is spliced from 10 exons. Gene Ontology annotation, molecular function: aldehyde dehydrogenase (NAD+) activity. Bases 105 to 1562 code for a protein of 485 amino acids. Lineage: Eukaryota; Viridiplantae; Streptophyta; Magnoliopsida; Malpighiales; Euphorbiaceae. The record is from RefSeq and is a predicted model, not a curated record.
CAGUUUGGGCAGUUGGACUAGAUUCAAGAAUAGCAUAAAUACUAUGGAGAGCACAAUUUCAAGGGGUGCAAGUUAGCUAUUUUCGAUUGAAAAAGUAAGAGGUAAUGGAGAGUGAGUUAGAGAGUAUGAGACAAUAUUUUAAGAGUGGAAACACUAAAGAUGCUUCUUGGAGGCUGUCUCAGCUUAAAGGGUUGCUCUUGUUUAUCAAGGAAAAUGAAGCAGAAAUUUUUAAGGCUCUAAAGGAAGAUUUAGGGAAGCCUCCUGUUGAGGCUUUUAGAGAUGAGGUGGGGACUUUAAUAAAAUCCAUAAAUUUUGCUUUGAAGGGUUUGAAAAAUUGGAUGUCAAGCCAAAAGAUCAAGCUCCCAAAAAUUGCAGUAUCCUCAUAUGCAGAGUUGGUUCCUCAGCCUCUUGGGCUUGUGCUCAUCAUAUCUACCUGGAAUUUUCCUUUUGGACUGUCAUUGGAACCACUUAUAGGAGCAAUAGCUGCAGGGAACACAAUGGUUUUAAAACCUUCAGAACUGGCUCCUGCUUGUUCUUCUCUUCUAGCAAAUGUUAUGCCCACUUACCUAGACACUCAAGCUAUUAAGGUCAUCCAAGGAGGACCGUCUGUUGGUGAACAACUUCUGCAGCAGAAAUGGGACAAAAUUUUCUUCACAGGUAGUGCCCGUGUGGGCCGGAUAGUUAUGUCUGCUGCUGUUAAGCAUCUAACACCAGUUGUUCUGGAGUUGGGUGGGAAAUGCCCUGCUGUUGUUGAUUCCCUUUCAUCUUCUUGGGACCAACAGGUGGCUGCAAAUCGAAUUGUUGUCUCGAAAUUUGGGAACUGUACUGGUCAAGCAUGCAUAGCAAUUGACUAUAUUCUGGUGGAAAAGAAAUUUGCUUCCACUUUGGUGGAACUAAUGAAGGAUUCCAUCAAAAAUAUGUUUGGGGAUAACCCUAGAGAUUCAAAUACCAUGGGAAGGAUUGUUAACAAACAUCAUUUCUUGAGAUUGAAGAACCUUCUAAGCGAUUUGGCAGUAAAAAAAUCUGUUGUCCAUGGUGGUUCAAUGGAUGAAAACAAUCUGUUUAUCGAGCCAACAAUCUUGCUAGAUCCUCCCCUCCAGGCAGAAAUAAUGACAGACGAGAUCUUUGGUCCACUGCUUCCUAUAAUUACAUUAGAGAAGGUUGAAGACAGCAUAGACUUUAUAAAUUCAAAGCCUAAAGCUCUUGCCAUUUAUGCCUUCACCAAAAAUGAACCAUUCAGGAGAAGAAUGGUGGCAGAAACAUCAUCUGGAAGCUUGGUAUUCAACGAUGCAGUGAUUCAAUAUUUAGUUGAUGCCUUGCCAUUUGGAGGGAUUGGUGAAAGUGGGAUUGGCAAGUACCAUGGGAAAUUCUCAUUCGAUACGUUUACACACCACAAGGCAGUUGCAAGAAGAAGCUUCCUGGUUGAUUUCUGGUUCAGAUUUCCUCCAUGGAAUGUUCAUAAGUUGAUGCUUUUUGAAACAGCUUACAAUCUUGAUUAUUUUGGACUUCUACUAGUCAUUCUUGGCUUGAAGAAGCGUCAAAGGAACACGCAAGGCAUCUAGCUAUUUUCUUGUGUCUCUAUUUAGUAAUCCCUCACUCUUAGACACCUGCUGCUUGUGUAAUAACAAAUGGAAAGGAUAGCUCCAUGGCCAGAUCUUUAAUUUCAGCUGCUACAUAUAAUUUCUGAACUAUAUAUAAAUAAAUUCUUCAAUAGAUAAACCAUGUAUAAUUUCUCAACUUAUCGUAUAGUAUCCUGAAUAAAGAAGGGACAAGGUGCAAUUACAGCA